AAGAGCAGAAGCAUCCCUGGCGACGAGCAUCCGGACACGCUGUAAAUUAUCAGACGGCAACCCUGCAUCCGGAAAGGGACGCACCUCAUUCGGGUAACCCGGGGCCUCGCUUAUGGUUUCGCCUCUACGCCCGAAUAGGCAAUCGACCUCAACGUUUACCAUAAAAACGCCCUCCCUCUCACCGUCAUCGUUUUUCCUUCUCAGCCUUUUCUCUCUAUUCCUAUCCCUCCGUCCAUGCCCCUCUCACCUGCUCCAACUGCUCUCAUUGGGCCUCAACGAAUCCUCCAUCAGGCAUUUUUGCAAACCCCGCCGCCGCCUCAUCGCCGCACUGCCUCCUUUCGCCCUAUCAUUUCACUCCUAUUCAGGCACUGAUGUCCAGCUUUUCGUGCCAUGACGAUUGCGGAUGCGGAAAUGACGGCUACAGUUAAGGGGCGAAGCGCUCUACCCGCUGCAUAGCCAUACCCGUAUGCGGUCUUACGAAACCUUUUCCCUGCUCCGGGCUUGCCGAUAGUGUUUCCUGCACCCU
Pseudovirgaria hyperparasitica is the source of this 526-nucleotide messenger RNA. RefSeq lists its product as uncharacterized. The coding region runs from base 113 to 394 and encodes 93 amino acids. The record is from RefSeq and is a predicted model, not a curated record. Lineage: Eukaryota; Fungi; Ascomycota; Dothideomycetes; Acrospermales; Acrospermaceae. The transcript is spliced from 2 exons.